AUGGCGGAAGGCAGCACAAGCGGAUUAUCAGAGCUCCCACAACACAUUAUCCAUCACAUCCUCUCUUACCUCUCAGCAGAAGAAUCAACAAAAACGAGCUUAAUAUCGAAAUCAUGGUUAAGCGCGUGUCAAACCAGCCCAAAAUUGGAAUUCAAUCCUCACGUCUACUUCUCCAGGAAACUCAAUCCAGCUCGCUUCUGGGAUUGGAGCAAAGAAAAGAGAAGGGAGAAAUACGAGGAGUUCUUCCAACACGUGAAGAAAGCCCUGAAGCCGUAUAGCAAACAGGGGUUACGCAUAAACACGGUUAAUUUCACGCUUGAAGCGACUCGCGAUUCUCAGUGGAAUCCACUCCUUGAGAAAUGCACAAAAAUAGCCGUGAAAAAUGGGGUAAGGAAUCUUGAUUUUUUUAUCCCGGAAUGUGAUUUGCCAGCAAUUGUAUUUAGAGCUAAAUCACUUGUUGAUUUAAGUGUUAGAGAGGGUAAUAUUAAGCGAAUGUCAGUUGGGGAAAUUAUAUGUCCUGGGCUUAGAAAACUGUGCCUUAAAUGGGUGAGUUUGGACGUGGAGAUGUUUAAUAAUAUAAUUGAAAGCUGCUCUUUUAUUGAAGUAUUGGAAGUUUGGUAUAUCCAGGUGUUUGAUGAUUUUAAGGUGACUAAGUUGAACAACCUUAAGGAACUUACAGUUCGGUUAUUCGAAAAUCAGUGGGUUAAAGUUGAAGCACCAAAGCUUGAGUUGCUAACUUGCACAGAUGAUGAGAAUUGGUUUGAGGGUGAGGAUGGGGAUGAGGAAGACAGAUUGACUUGUGGGAUUAGAUUCCCUGCCUCGCACUAUCAGAAUCUCAAGUCUUUACUGUUUAGUGGGAUUGGGAUAGAUGACACUUUCUUUAUAGAUUUGGCGUGUAAGUUCCCCAACCUUGAAGAUUUAAUGGUCAGAUAUUGCCAAGAGCUAGAAAGUAUCAAGAUUUCGAGUCAGUCCCUGAAAAGAAUAGAGUUGAUGGACAAUAAAAAAUUGGUAGAAGCACAGUUUGAAGUUCCCAAGAUUCUAGCCUUCGAAUAUUCUAAUGUAUGCGACAUCAUACCCCGAUUUCUUUUUGCGACUGCCUCAAGUUGUUGGACUUCUUCCAUUUGUUUAUGGUGCAGGGAACAUGUAGAUGUUUCAUGGUUUGUCAAAUUGAAAGAAUUAUUAGCAAGUUUAUUUCAGUCUGAAGUUUCACUUGACAUUGACUUUAUAUGCAGCGUAGCCUUUGAUCUGAAUGAGAUUAGGGAUAUUGUCAAAAUUCGUGAACCUCAAGAGGUGCAGAAGUUGACUUUACAUUUUGACUGGAUGUUCUCUUUAGAGAAGGGAUUUUCAGCUCUCGAUGGUCUUUUCUGGGUUUGUCGCCCUAAAUAUGUAAACACAGAGUGGCAUGAUAGCUUAGAGAAGAAUGACGCGGUGAAGUUUCUAUACGACACACUGAUGUUCAGAAGAACUCAGGAUCAGUUUCAGUAUUCGUUGCAAAGUAAGUUCUGGCAGCAUGAUUUGAAGGAAGUAAACAUUGAGGUCCUUGAUAGAUCUAUAUGCAUGAUAGGGGAUAGAGUCAACUUUACGACAAAGGGGAAAAAUGAGCAUCAGCAAGAAGAUUUGGACUGGGAGAACAUUCUGAAUUUGUUAAGGAAUGAUGGAAGCUUUGGAACGAUGGUCUACUUCAAGUUACAGUGGUAA
This is a messenger RNA of Coffea eugenioides, 1698 nucleotides long. RefSeq lists its product as uncharacterized. Gene Ontology annotation, molecular function: protein binding. The coding region runs from base 1 to 1698 and encodes 565 amino acids. Lineage: Eukaryota; Viridiplantae; Streptophyta; Magnoliopsida; Gentianales; Rubiaceae. The transcript has a single exon. The record is from RefSeq and is a predicted model, not a curated record.